AUGAAAGAAAACUAUCUGUUUAAUAAUUAAUGGCUUGUUAAAAAAAAAGUUUCCUAAGGCAGUUUUGGUAUAGUAUAUAUCGGUAUGGAUAAAAACACUAAAGAAUUCGUAGCGAUCAAACUUGAAAAAGAGUAUAAUCAAGAGGUACGUAGUUUAGAAAGGGAAGUUUUAAUUUUAUAAUAGCUCGAAGGUGUUCCCAAUGUACCUAGAUUAUAUUGGAGCGGUUAAGAAAAUAAUUAUAAUAUAAUGGUAUUGAAUUUAUUAGGACAAAAUAUUCACAAUAGAUUUAUUAUUCAUAGAGAUUUAAAACCUGAAAAUAUAUUAAUGGGAAGAGAUAAAGAAACUCACAUGGUCUAUUUAAUAGACUAUGGGAUUUCUAAAAUAUAUAGAGAUGAAAGCGGAAGACAUAUUAGUUUUAAAGAAGGAAAACCAUUUGUUGGAACUACUAGAUAUGCUUCUAUAGCAGCUCAUUUAGGCCAUGAAUUAGGAAGAAAAGAUGAUUUAGAAAGUAUGGCAUAUGUAAUGAUUUUUUUAUUAAAAGGAAAUUUACCUUGGUAGAAUUUACAGAAUGUUAAUGAUAAGGAUAAAACUUAGUAAUUUAAAAAAAAAUAUUAUUGA
Ichthyophthirius multifiliis is the source of this 618-nucleotide messenger RNA. RefSeq names its product protein kinase domain protein. NCBI's taxonomy places the organism in Eukaryota, Ciliophora, Oligohymenophorea, Hymenostomatida. The record is from RefSeq and is a predicted model, not a curated record. Gene Ontology annotation, cellular component: cytoplasm; nucleus. The transcript has 3 exons. Gene Ontology annotation, biological process: endocytosis; peptidyl-serine phosphorylation; signal transduction. Gene Ontology annotation, molecular function: ATP binding; protein serine/threonine kinase activity.